Molecule: messenger RNA, 2749 nt
Organism: Coregonus sp. 'balchen'
Lineage: Eukaryota; Metazoa; Chordata; Actinopteri; Salmoniformes; Salmonidae
Source: the annotation of a GenBank genome assembly
AUGGGGGAAAGGAUACAAGUACAAAAAAGCUUUAUUUGUUCUUUUGUCAACUGCAAUGCCACCUUUAAUAAAUCAUGGAAGUUAGAUGCCCAUCUUUGCAAACACACAGGUUUGGUGAGUAUCUAUCCUUCCCAGCUGGCCUCUUUCAACAGAUGGUCCAAAACAGGUCUUGAAUUUUGAAUUUCUGUUAGAUCAGAUAAAUGAGCAGCCUACUGAGUUUCAUUUGACUACUACAUCAACGUGAAUGAAUGUCUGCGGGCAGAAACACAUGGGGAUUUUAGUAUUUGUUACAGAGGGAUCCAUGAUGGUGAUGUUUCUCUUCGACAGAAACCCUUCUCGUGUGAGAACUGUGACAAGAGCUUCUGUACCCGCUACCAGCUCACCAGACAUGGGCUGAGCCACAGUGGAGAGAAGCCAUACACGUGAGUAUGAAACUUCACAAUCCUAAAGGGCAAUGGUUCACGGUCACUGACCGGUUGUGUAUGAGCCUGGAUGACUGAUGUUUCUGCCUUCAACAAUGUUUCAUUGUUGCCUUUCCAAAUGAUUUGGCCAGACAGUCAGUUGGCUAAAGCAAAGAGACUGGCACCAAAGGUAGGGUUUAGUUGUAAAUGGGUUUUGAACCAAAUGUUACUGAAUGAACUUAAGUAGUAGCCUAACCAUUGUGCUGAGUCAUGCAAUGCAUCAAUCCUUUAACCUUCCCUCUGGUGUCCCAUCUGUUCCUGUGUGUAUCUGCAGGUGUCUGGCUGCAGGAUGCUCCGAGGCCUUCGUCACACAUGCCAGCAUGAAGAACCACAUGGCUCGUGUUCACCAGCACCAGGAGAAGCACUAUAAGGUUGGCUAAGCCGAAAUAAGAGUGAUACCGUGUGGUUUAGUCUGAAACAAAGCACUGAAAAAAUCGUUGACAUUUUCCUUACAAGACAGAAUGUUUAAUAAAUUGCAUUUGACUUUACUCUACCGCUGCUUGAAAUUUGAGACAAAAUAUCCACAGGAAAGUGUUUACGUGUCUCUUUAGUGCACCAGUAUUGAAGUUGACAUUUCUAUAGACUUGCCCAUGUGCAAAGCUAUGUAAACACCUGUUAGUAUGCGUGCAUGUACUUCUGUCUUGUGCACGUGCCUUCGGUCAUGGGCCAACCUCUUGAUUGCAACAGGUAGACCUGCUUCUUGACUGUUUAAUAUUUUCCUGUGGAUUGUCUGUCUAAAAUUUCAACCAGCUGGAUGACCAACACCACAGACAAUAUGCAGAGUAAGUUAAAAUAAUUGUAUUCCACAUUCGUGACAGACAAGGGCCGUUUAGUUUUAAUGUGCAUGGCGUUGCCUACACGGUUGACGGCAUUGUCACGUUUCAUGACUAAACCCUGAGGCUCACCUUCAUCUCCCGAUUGCCUUACAUUUCACUGAUCUCAAACAGUUGCUGGGAUAUCUUGAAUGCCUCGAGACUUCCACUCAACCAGUUUUGUGGGUGAGGAAGUGAUGUCGGACUACGACGAAAGUCCUGCUCAUUAUCAUUUAUCAGAUGUUUGUGAGAUGCUGUGAUUUGUGUUCCGUUUUAGUGUGACCACGUGGACUGUGGGAUGGAGUUCAAGAAGAAAAACAAACUCAAUAUACACAAGAUUAUACACACACAACUGCUGCCCUUUCAGUGAGUAUGACACACUGGCCUCUACAAGAGAAUGUAGGCUCUACCACAUUGGGCUGAACUCUGACCCUUUCCCACAGGUGCAACUUUGAGGGCUGUAAGAGAGAAUUUGCUGCUCCCGGACAACUAAAGCGCCAUGAGAAGGUGCACAAAGGUGAGCCCUGGACCUGCCACACCCAUCUCCUAGUCUUCUCAGAGGUCCUGUAGAUGUAAGCUUGUUUUAUCUAGCCAUAUCUUUUCACUCCCAGGUUACCCCUGUGCUGUGGAGGGCUGUCCAUUCCAGGGGAAGACUUGGUCAGAAUAUCAGAAGCACAGGAAGGCUGUGCACAGAGGUAUGUAGGCCCUCAAACAACGAACACGCCACCCUCUUAACUGUGCUCCAACUCUCAUCCCUUUGCAUUGUCUUGUGAACUCUCACAUGGUCCUAAAUGAUUUUUAUUGACUUAAAACUGAUCCAAUUGUAAAGUCUUCACUGGUUGUGUUCAGUCAAGCUGCAGUGCGAUAGCUGCAGUAGGAUGUUCCUGGAGGCAUGGUUCUUGAAGCAGCAUCAGCUGCGGGUUCACUCCGGUGCGCCCAAGAGGGUGUUCCAGUGCUCCGAAGCUGGGUGUGGGAAGACUUUCACCACACACUUCAACCUGGAGAACCAUGUCGUGUCAGACCACGAGGGCAAGAAGCCCUUCUCCUGUACCCACGCAGGCUGUGGCAAGAGCUUCGCUAUGCAGGUGAGCUCAUGGGACAUGACUCGAGUUACAAUAUGGUAUCCUAUCACUUCUAAAAUAGUUUUGCAUAACUCAAUCUGGCUCUUUCAGUGGAAUAUUUGGUGUAAAAUGACGUUUUAUAUUCCUUAGGAGAGUUUGAGACGACACCGAGUGGGUCAUGACCCAGAGAAGAAAAAGCUGCAGGUACACCACCGGUAUUGUUUGGUAUAUGGGGGAUGAACAGCAUCCCUUCAUGUAAUGUUAUAAAUACUGCUAUUUUCCUUUGCAGAAGGUACGCCCUAAAAAGAGCAAGCCGUCGCGUCAGACUGAGUUGGCGACAGCAUCCACACAGGCUGAGACCAGCAGACUGGUUGACAAACUCCAUAACACCAGCUUGGGCAACUCUACGCCAUAA